AUGUCUAUUAAGUAUUUAUUAGUUUUUCUUGUUAACUUUAUUUUUUUCUUGGAUAACUUGGGUUGUCUCGAAGCAGCUAGCUUGUUGUCAGGUUUGUUCGGCCACAUUUGGAAAAGCGAAGCAGAAAUGGUGCUUGUCAGGCGAUGAGCGCGAAAACAAAUUGCUGUAAACAAGGUUCCGAGCCACGAAAGAAUUGAUCCGUACCGUGUAAACGGAGAGUCAAUGUGGACACAUAUUUGUAUCAGUACAAAAAUUUAUCCGGAGAAUAUGUUGUCGAGUGCCGUGUAAACGGGGUCUAUACAUAGAUAUCUUGGGUCUAUAUCUUGAUAGAUAGACUCAAUUGUAAUUUUAAAUCACCUUUCGGUGAAAUUGGCUACCUGAAUAAAGACUUGAUAUGUCAACUGAAGAAAAACACGAUAUCAACUCCCUUGUGACUUAAUUAUAGGGCGACAGUGCGUGUAAGAUCUGCAAAGCAACUAUAUAUCGAUCUGUGGACGCCAAGUGAUCAGCAUGAGCUUCACCUUUGAUUUUACUAUAUAUGAGUAAAUUCUUAAACACGUCCGAAUUUAGCAUUAUGAUAAAUUCGCGGCCCAUUUUGAAUUUAUCAUAAUGGUAUAUUCGCGGCACCUAACCCCUAACACUAACCCUAACCCCAACCCUACCCCUAACCACUAACCCCUAACCCUAAUCUAACUUUUUUAACGUUUUUGAAAAUCUAACUUUUUAAACUUUUUUUUGCUUUUUUAAACUUUUUUAAAACUUUUUUAAACUUUUUUUUUGAAAAUCGUGAUGUCCAUUACCACAAACUAUUGGACAUCGGAGACCUCCUACGCUAUAACUUGUUUAAAGUCACCCUUCAGCUAUCUGGAAUGGUCAGUGUGGUCAUGUGGUGGAAUGCAAAGUUACUUCCUCUUUGAAAGUUUACAUAAAACCUAAAACUGUGCAAUGCAUGACUUCGGUUGCACUGUUAGGUUUAAUCGAUCUUUUAUUAAUAUAACUGUUAUAAUGUAAUUGUAAUAGUGGGUGAUCUAAACUGUAACUUAUUAAAAAGUGGUCCAGAAUCUGAUGCGUUGAACGAAUUGUGCAGCAGCUUGAAUUUAUUCCAACUUAUCAAGAAACCAACUAGGGUGACUUUGCAGUCCUCAUCUCUCAUCGACGUGAUUUUAACAUCUAACACAAGCUUGGUAGUGGAAAGUGGAGUUGAAGAAACGCACAUCAGUGACCACUUUCAGGUUUAUUCAAUAUUAAAGCUUAAAUUGCCUAAGAAAUUACCUGAUUACAUGGUCAUAAGAAGUUUUAAGAAUUAUUCUUCUGAAGCAUUUAAAAAUGAUCUAGAACAGCUGAUUUGGCAAGAAAAUCCAAUUGACCAGGGCGUUAACCAGCGACUGGACAAUUUUAAUCAGAAAUUUCUAAGUGUAUUAGAUAUGCAUGCCCCGAUAAAGACUGUUAAGAUUAAACGUCGCUUGUGCCCUUUUGUUGACCAGGAAAUUGUUCAACUUAUGAAAAAAAGAAAUGCGCUGCAUAAACUUGCCCGCCAAACCCUGCAGGCCUUGGACUGGUACAGAUAUCGUUCAUGUAGAAAUCAAAUUAAAAGAAAAUUGAGAGAAUCCGAGAGAAAAUUUGUGUAUAAAAGAAUUAAUGACAAAAAUAGCAACAACAACUCCCUUUGGAAAACUGUAAGAGAAUGUAUUCCUAGAAAUGAAAAGACACGUUUAACUUAUUCUGGGAAUGUCGUUGAAGUAGCGAACAAAUUUAAUGAAUACUUUUCUUCAGUCGGAGCAAAAGCGGCAGAAGAAUCCAAAGCGUUGAUUACUUCAUAUGGUCUUACAUCGACUCAUCCAGAGAUACCACAUAAAUUUAGUGCAGAAAUUGACAAGUUUCAUUUUCACCCUGUGUCCUGUGACGUGAUUCGUAAAAUUGUGUGUUCUUUUCCAUCCAAUAAGUCCCCUGGACCAGAUAAAGUUUCUGUGAAAGUGAUCAAAGAUGCCUUACCAUACAUUCUUCAACCUCUUACGGAUAUUGUUAACUGCUCUUUAAGAGAAUCUUUGUUUCCCAGCGCCUGGAAGUUGUCAGAAGUUAUUCCCCUAUUAAAAGAAGGGGAUCACGAAAUUGCUAAAAAUAAUCGGCCAAUUUCCUUGCUACUUGCUGCAUCAAAGAUCUGCGAGCGUGUAGUUUUGGAACAAUUUACCGCAUAUGUGGAACAGAAGAAAUGCUUAAGCGUACACCAAAGUGGAAACAGGAAGCUGCACUCCACUGAAACAUUGAAUUUAUUUAUAUCGGAUAAGAUCUUAAAGUCUAUGGACGACAAGGAGGUCGUAGCUGUAAUUCUACUUGACCUUUCUAAAGCAUUUGACAGUAUCGAUCAUGUAUUGCUUCUAAAAAAGCUCCAAGUAUUGGGAGUGUCCGAUGACGCUUUAUGUUGGUUUAAAAGUUACUUGACAGGACGACAGCAGGUUGUGCGCAUUGGAUCGACUGUCUCUGAAGCACGCACACUCAAUCAUGGCGUUCCGCAGGGCUCAAUUCUCGGUCCCAUGUUAUUCAACAUAUAUAUUAAUGAUUUACCUAUGGUACCAAAGAAUGGUAAUUUGAAGUAUUACGUCGACGACUCGAAGCUACUUUUGUCAUUUUCCGUCAAUGAAGUGAACUCAGCGGCUGCUAAGCUUAACGAAGAUCUACGGAGAGUCGUUUCUUGGUGUUCUCUAAAUAGUCUGCUUAUUAAUCCCAAUAAGACGAAAUUACUUGUGUUCGCAACUCGUUAUAUGUUGAAACAGAUACCGGCAGAUUUCCAUAUUUUACUAUUGGGGAAAAAACAGUUUCCUGUGACCUCAGCCACUGAUCUAGGCGUGACACUGGAUAGUGGUUUGACGUACGAUGAACACUUCACAAAACUGGUUUCCUCUUGUGUCGGUAGCCUGUGUCAAAUUAAUAGAGCAAGGCACCUUUUUGAUAUGAAGACGUUAAUUCUUUUAAUAAACGCGUUGGUUUUUAGUAAACUCUAUUACUGUUCAACCAUAUGGUCUAAUUCAUCGAAGAAAAACAUUGCAAAAUUGCAAAAAGUUCAGAAUUUCGCAGCACGUAUUGUCACGGGCACAAAAAAAUUCGACCAUAUCACUCCAUCUUUAAAACAGCUUAACUGGUUACCAGUCAAUUAUAUGUUGCGAUUCCGAGAUACAGUAAUGGCUUAUAAAUGUGUUAAUGGUAUGGCCCCAUCAUAUUUAUGUCGUAUGUUCCAAACAAGAUCACAAUUACACAAUUUGAACACAAGAUCUAGCGAAUUAUUGGAAAUACCUUUAUAUAGAACAGCGACCGGACAACGUUCUUUUCGCUACCGAGCUUCUUGUUUAUGGAACAGUUUGCCAGAAUGGCUAAAAGACCAUAAUCUUAAUUUGGAACGUUUUAAAAGCGGGCUACGAAGUUAUUUGGUUCAACAAUUUCUCGAUGAACAGAACUGA
Messenger RNA from Paramuricea clavata, 3452 nucleotides. NCBI's taxonomy places the organism in Eukaryota, Metazoa, Cnidaria, Anthozoa, Malacalcyonacea, Plexauridae. The record is from the annotation of a GenBank genome assembly.